CUGUGUAACUUCACAUGCACUGUUGCCAAGGAGAAUGAAGAGCAUUACUGAGUGCAUGGGCUUUGGCUUUUCAUUGAGGCAAGAACCUUGGGGUGCCAUGAAGACCACUCUACAGUAUCUGUGGGAUGUUUACUCAAAACCGACCCAGGCUGCCAAGGAGGUCCUGACAUUACUUUCUAUGUGUUUCAUUAUCGCCAUGGUGACUGGUGGUCUCCUCUACCAUUGGAUGACAGAGAUCCUGAGAUAUGACAGUGGUACUUCCAGCACUGCUGCCUGCAUCUAUAGCGUGGCCAUCCUUUUCCUCUCGUUCCUCUGUCAUCCUCUCCGUUGUGUGCUAACUAUGAUCCUGCCCACUCUGGGCACCAAACAGGGGCGCAAGCUGAUCAUUUCCACCUCUGUGAUUGUGUUAGUGUUGAGCAUCAUCCUUAACAUAACCGUUAACAUGGGAGUGGUGAUGCACGUUUUAAAGUGCACCUCUGAAGGUUUUGUCCACUCUCUUUUAAACUCAUCUGAGCUGUUUCAAGAAGCAAAGAGAGAUCUUGUUAGAGAGGCUAUCAAAGUGAAACAGGAAGAACUGAAUAUUGUUAACAGGUUGAGGAAAUUUGAUCAUUUUACACACAUUGAUGUGUCAAAGGUCAAAAAUAUGUUUGUUACUGUAAGCAAACAGAUUGAGAGUGACUUUUCACGUGCCAAUAAACUGCUGGAGGAUUAUAAACUGCUGUCAAACAGGAUUCUGGCGGCCAUCUUUCUAAUCUACCUGAUAGUUGAAUCAGCCUACUACCUGAAGUCAUAUGUCAUUUCAGUUAAGUUUGACAAUGUUUACAUCACCAGACAGUUGCUGCAAAAAGCAUCUGAGGAUGGAAUCCAGAUAGAGCCAACUAACUUGAAAAAUAUGGUUAAUUCCACAAGUUGUAAAAUAACAAAACAGGAAUUUACCAAAUGUCUUGCUCCCAUAGUAGUGGUGACUUUGUAUUUUAUUGUUAUUAUCUUCAUAAUGGUUUUGGAUCACAUUGUGUACCAUCUAGUUACAGUGAGUGGGCCUUGGCUGCUGGAUGUUCCAGCUACAUCUGUCAGCAUAGCUGUGAAAUAUAAGAUUCACCUGCGCUUUCCAGGUCUAUGUAUUAUCCCAGCUAUCUGUAGGGAUAUAGAACUGGCAAACCUCCACAAGCAGUAUGACUGGACAUUUAGCCCAGAGGCUUUACGCUGUUAUAUUGAGCCCUCUGCACCAGACCUGAGAGUGAGGGUCUUCCUGGGACUACUCUGUCUGGUGAGCUACAUCAUGGUGUUACUGGAGGUCUACGCCAGGCGCAUCCGCAGGAAAGUGUCUGCAUCCUUCUUCAAAAUGCAGGAGGAAAAAAGAAUGAAUUUCUUAUUGAAGAAGAUACAGGCGAAACAGGACACAAGAGAAAACAAUAUAUUUUUCAUUGAAGCUGUGAAUGAGACCCGUGUUCACACAAACCAAAACGUAAUUUGAAGCUUGACUUGCUGUCAUUAUAUGUAGUUUAGGGAGACCUCUGCUUUUAAUACGUUCCCUGCUCCUCUUGAGCUAUUGCCGUUAUAAUAGAUUUAUUUUAGAAUUUGAGAAAAUUUGUUGAUUCGAUUUGUCCAUAUUUACAGAUUGAACUGAUUCUGCAGUAUACAAAUGAAAAACAUGGACUAAAAAAUUUAACUUCAAAGUGAUACAAGCAUGCUUAUCCCUGUGUUAAAAUACAAUUGAUGAAUUCAGUGCCAACAUCCUGCUCUCCAUGAGCCAAAGGGCCUGUUGAGAACAGGACAGGGCAUCCUGUUACUGAGUCACAGUCAUAUGACCUUUCUCCUGGUCGUGGAGCACCCCUUUUACGCCCACAUUGCCUCGUCUCAACAACACUCAUGAAACCAUGUUUGCAGGAUUAAUCAAGAAAUAAAGACCAUAUAACAGACAAUCACAAGCGUUUUCACUCAAUGUUUUAUAUUGUGAAAGGUUGAUGCUUUUAAAGAAUUUGAUAAAAAUGGCUUUGAGUUCCCUUUUAAAUUAAAACUACUUUUAACUCCAUGUAAGGAACAAGACCGUUUAUUACUUUGUUUCUUACUGCAAGGGAGAACUCCACAAUCAACAGACGACUAGGUGACACCUAGCCCCACUAGGUGUCACUAACACUAAGUGCAUUUGAGAAGUUUUUAAGGGACAAAUAGGCUAUGAAAAUUCUCAGAACAAGGAGCGUAAAACAAAACUCAUUGAAAAUCUGUGUCAACAAACUAUUUGUCCAAUUCAAUUAAUUAGACUCAGAUGAAUGUUCAGAGGGCAAAUAUUGUGACACAUAGUCGUGUCAUGUGUGGGCCUUCCAAAUGUUAUUACAAAUGAAUGAAUAUAAUCAUGCUUUAAAAUGUGCAUAACAAUCACAAUUAUUAUUUUUGUGUUUUGGUAUUAUACCAUUUAUUAUUUCUGUUCAAUGAUGGAUUCGAUUGUGUGAAACUCAUUUUCAUAUGACACCUAAAACUUAAACUUUAUCUGAGAGCAAAAACCGUUUCUGUAUUUCUGUGAUUAAUAUUUGUACUUUUUUUGUCAUACCACAAAAAUGCUUCAGUGUUUUUAGCAGCACACUGCUUUCAACUCCCAGAAGGCAUCAGAAGGCACUUUUAGCUAGAGUAUUAUUAGAACGCCUGUUCAUCUAUUUUUUAUCCAGCCAUUUUGUCCGUCUUCUUUUUUCUUCAUCUUUACCUCAUAAUUCAAGACUAUGUGUUUAAUAUUUUAUGCUUUGUUGCU
Oncorhynchus tshawytscha (Chinook salmon) is the source of this 2743-nucleotide messenger RNA. RefSeq names its product osteoclast stimulatory transmembrane protein. The transcript has 3 exons. The coding region runs from base 35 to 1474 and encodes 479 amino acids. NCBI's taxonomy places the organism in Eukaryota, Metazoa, Chordata, Actinopteri, Salmoniformes, Salmonidae. Gene Ontology annotation, cellular component: membrane. The record is from RefSeq and is a predicted model, not a curated record.